UUAGAUCAAGAUUCUUGGGCGGAGCGUUGCACGUUUUAUGUCUAAGUAACCAUGUUUAUUUCUAAUUUAAAACCAGCCAAAGUUCAUAUUUUUGAAGAACUGUCUUCUGAAGUGUGAGUGAAAUUUGCCCAGACAUGGAUACUGUAUCAGACUCGAUGCUUGUGAGGGGACUGGUGUUCAUAGGUGGCUUCACAGUGCUGUAUUACAUGCUCAAAUGGUCCUGGAUUUGCUGGUGUGGAUUCAGAGUGUAUGUGCUGUCAAAAGUUUGGCAAACUGAUUUAAAGGCAUAUGGACAAUGGGCAGUUGUCACAGGGGCUACCGCAGGGAUUGGCAAAGCUUACGCAAAUGAGUUGGCCAGAAGAGGUCUGGACAUUGUACUGGUCAGCCGGUCAAAAGAUAAACUCCACAUUGUCGCCAAGGAGAUUGAGAGCCAACAUGGACGCCAGACCCAGAUCAUCCAGACAGACUUCACAAAGGGCCAUGACAUCUACCCUGCUAUAGCUGAGGCACUACGGGACCUGGACAUAGGCAUCCUGGUUAACAAUGUAGGCAUGAACUAUUCUGACAAGUUGGUACAUUUCCUGGACAUUCCCAACCCUGAGCAGAGAACCACCCAGGUGAUUAACUGUAACAUCCUCUCUGUCACCCAGAUGACCAGACUGGUUCUCCCACGCAUGGUUUCAAGAGGGAACGGUCUGAUCAUCAACAUGUCUUCAGAGGCAGGUGCUCAACCACAACCCAUGCUGUCUCUCUACUCCGCCACCAAGAUUUUUGUGACAUAUUUUUCCAGAUCUCUGAAUUCAGAGUACAGGUCACAGGGAAUAACAGUUCAGUGUGUGGCUCCCUUUAUGGUGUCCACUAACAUGACCCACAACUUGCCCCCCAACCUGUUGUUGAAGAGUGCCAGUGCUUUUGCCCGUGAAGCUCUGAACACAGUGGGUCACUCCAGCUACACCAGCGGCUGUGUCUCUCACGCUCUUCAAAACAUUGCUCUGUCCAUUUUCUUCCCUGAUUGGCUACGCCUUUCAUCCUACUGUGUGAAGCAGACAGAGAAAUUUGCACAGAGCAUGGAGAAGAAAAUUGAUGAAAUGACAGAACGUUCUGCAAGCAAAGAGGACUAAGGAGUGCAAAGGAGGUUGUUACUGAAACGUUGGUGGUGCUUUAAAGAGGUCAUAUUGGAAAUUGAAACGAGUUUUACUUCAUAUGUAGAGAACUAAUUGAUCAAUGUUACUGUUUUUGCAUUGACUGCCAUUGAAAGGUAUUGGUAAUAGGAAAGAGAUUGUGUAAUGUUGAUGUGAUGUAAUAAGCUGACCCCAAAUCCAUCAUGAACUAUAUAGCCUGAGUGCAGCAGAGUAUGAUCUGUGGGAGACUCUCAAACAGGCUUCUAUAGUACAUAUGUUAGCUAUAUACUUAUUAGGGAUAUAGACUACAACAUAACUGAAUGCUUGAACAUAUGCAUGUUCUGGUUGAUUUGGACUUUUAACAUAGUACAAUUUUUGGCAUCAACAUUUACAUUUACAUUUAAGUCAUUUAGCAGACGCUCUUAUCCAGAGCGACUUACAAAUUGGUGAAUUCACCUUCUGACAUCCAGUGGAACAGCCACUUUACAAUAGUGCAUCUAAAUCAUUUAAGGGGGGGGGGGUGAGAAGGAUUACUUAUCCUAUCACAUUUUUGUGAUUUCGAUUUUCUUAGAAAUAAAUAGAAAGACAAUUACUUUUGUUUAUUUUAUUGCCUUUUGCCAACCCAUUCACAAAUGACUGUCAAAUUGUUGUUACUGAGUAACAUAUGUGUAAAGGAAACAAUAUGUUAAAAAACACAUGUUUAAUGUAAUUAUUUUGGUUUUUGACAUUUUCUAUUGCGUCAUUUGCUUGGACAGAGUCCUUAUUAACUCACAAGCAGCCUGUCUGGCACUCACUGGUCAGUCCACAGACU
Oncorhynchus masou masou (cherry salmon) is the source of this 1932-nucleotide messenger RNA. Its product is annotated as very-long-chain 3-oxoacyl-CoA reductase-like. The transcript has 11 exons. NCBI's taxonomy places the organism in Eukaryota, Metazoa, Chordata, Actinopteri, Salmoniformes, Salmonidae. Bases 135 to 1121 code for a protein of 328 amino acids. The record is from RefSeq and is a predicted model, not a curated record. Gene Ontology annotation, molecular function: oxidoreductase activity. Gene Ontology annotation, cellular component: endoplasmic reticulum.